This is a messenger RNA of Cynocephalus volans (Philippine flying lemur), 972 nucleotides long. RefSeq names its product zinc finger protein 791-like. Gene Ontology annotation, biological process: negative regulation of transcription by RNA polymerase II. The transcript is spliced from 4 exons. Gene Ontology annotation, molecular function: DNA-binding transcription repressor activity, RNA polymerase II-specific. The record is from RefSeq and is a predicted model, not a curated record. NCBI's taxonomy places the organism in Eukaryota, Metazoa, Chordata, Mammalia, Dermoptera, Cynocephalidae. The coding region runs from base 1 to 972 and encodes 323 amino acids.
AUGUUUCAGGAAUCGGUGGCCUUUAAGGAUGUGGCUGUGAACUUCACCCAGGAGGAGUGGAUUUUGCUAGAUCCUUCGCAGAAAAAACUCUACAGAGAUGUGAUGUGGGAAACCUUUAGGAACCUGAACUCAAUAGGAAAAAAUCAGAAAGACCAGAACAUUGAAGAUAAGUACAAAAACCAGGGGAGAAAUCUCAGUUAUCAACCUUCUUUCCAAAUACAUGGGAGGACUCAAACUGGAGAGAAACCCUAUGAAUGUAAAAAAUGUAUAAAAGCAUUCCUGUAUCAGAACACCACUCAAAGACAUGAAAAGUCUCAUACUGGAGAAAAACCUUACAAAUGUAAGGAAUGUGGGAAAACCUACAUGUCUCGUCUAGGUUUACAAGCACAUGGAAGAACUCACACUGGAGAGAAACCCUAUAAAUGUAAAGAAUGUGGAAAAGCAUUCCUGUAUCUCUACUCUGCUCAAAGACACGAAAAGACUCAUACUGGAGAGAAGCCUUACAAAUGUAAGGAAUGUGGGAAAGCCUUCAUGUCUCGUCCAGGUUUGCAAGCUCAUGAAAGCACUCACAGUGGAGAGAAACCCUAUAAAUGUAAAAAAUGUGGAAAAGCUUUCCUGUAUCACAACUCUGCUCAAAGACAUGAAAAGACUCAUACUGGAGAGAAGCCUUACAAAUGUAAGGAAUGUGGGAAAGCCUUCCAUUAUCGCCAUUCUGCUCAAAUACAUGAAAGGACUCACACUGCACGGAAAUGCUAUGAUUGUAAACAGUGUGGGAAAACCUACAUGUCUCCUCUAAGUUUGCAAAUACAUGGAAGAACUCACAGUGGGGAGAAACCCUAUGAGUGUAAACAUUGUGAGAAAACCUUCAUUUAUCAGCAGUCUGUUAGAAAACAUGAAAGGACUCAUACUGGAGAGAAACCCUACAAAUGUAAGGAAUGUGGGAAAGUCUUCACUUUUCUUGCAGCCUUUUAA